AUGGCCAGCACGAGCUGCACCACCCCAAUAGCGGGCAAGAUCGCGCUCGAAGAGCACGUCUCGACACCGCUCUUCUCGGCGUCCUUCACGACGCCCUUUGAGAACCACACCAACGAGGCCUCGUACGGCCAGCCGGCCUACUCGGCCGACGUCGGCGCGAGGCUCAGCGAGACCGACAUCGCCGAGCGCGGCGUCUUCAACACGACGCUCGCGGUCGAGCUGGCCGCGGCCGUCAACGACCAGAUGCACCACGACUACAAGCAGGGCAACUACUCGCACCGCUUCGAGUUUUUCUGCAACGUCGCGCUCCAGGACCCCGACGCCGCCGCGGCUGAACUAACGCGGUGUGUGACGGAGCUCGGCGGCAAGGGCGUCAUGGUCAAUGGCUACACGAACAAUGGGUCCGUGAACAAUGUCGUGUACCUCGACCACCCCACGAACGCGCCGUUCUGGCGCGCGCUUGCGGCCCUCGGCGUGCCGCUGUACCUGCACCCGUGCAUGCCGCCGCCGGACCAGCAGCGCAUCUACGCGGGCUACGACUUCCUCGCCGGGUCGCCGUACGGGUUCUCCGUGGAGGCCGGGAUGUCCGCGCUGCGCCUGAUGCUGUCGGGCCUGUUCGACGAGCACCCAUCACUACGAAUCAUCCUGGGCCGCUGCGGCGAGGCGCUGCCGUUCCUGCUGAGGAGGACCGACGAGCGCAUGCGGCACUUCGAGCCGAGUCUGUGGCAGGCGAAGGAGAACUUACGGUACUACUGGCAGCGCAACUUCUACAUCACCGCGGCCGGCAUACUGGAUGAAGGCGCGCUCUGGACACGAUUCGGAUGA
Anthostomella pinea is the source of this 825-nucleotide messenger RNA. The record is from the annotation of a GenBank genome assembly. Lineage: Eukaryota; Fungi; Ascomycota; Sordariomycetes; Xylariales; Xylariaceae.